Messenger RNA from Candidozyma haemuli, 2946 nucleotides. RefSeq lists its product as uncharacterized. The record is from RefSeq and is a predicted model, not a curated record. Lineage: Eukaryota; Fungi; Ascomycota; Pichiomycetes; Serinales; Metschnikowiaceae. The transcript has 2 exons. Bases 1 to 2946 code for a protein of 981 amino acids.
AUGGCCAAAACUAGAUCCAAGGGAAAGGCUGCUCAGCAGGGAGAACCUGCUGCUAAGAAGCAGAAAACCACAAAGGAGAGUCCGAAGAAGGUUGCCAAGAAGGAGGAGACUUCUUCUCUGGGCCUGAAGGAAUUCGGCUAUGUCUCUAAGAAGCAGGCUACCGAUGCCCUUAAUGAACUUUCUAAGUUCUUGGAACGUCAGUCUGGAAACACCGAAAAGGCUAAGUUGUUUGAUGACGAGGACGAAGAUGACCUUACUACCAAUGUGUACUUGGAAGUGCAGAAGAAGAAGUAUUUCAGUAAGAAGCCUGGUUUCAAGGCUAAGCUCAUCCCGCUCCCCAAGCCAUACAUGAACAUCAAGGACGGUUUCAAGACAUGUCUUUUCGUGAGAGAUGGCUUCAUUGAAAGCAAUGAGGAUUUGGAGAAGAUUGAGGAGGCCAACAUUCCUACUUUGAGCAAGAUCUUCACGUUGAAGCAGCUCAAGACCAUCUACCACCCUUAUGAGAAGCGUCGUGAGUUGUACAAGGAGUACGACUUGUUCGUCACUGACGAUGCCAUUUUGUCUUCUUUGCCUAACGUGUUGGGUAAGACAUUGUACAACAACGAGAAGACCAAGUUCCCAGUCCAGAUCAGACCAUACACUUCAGACAAGUCUAAGGAGCUCUCGAUCGAGAACCUUAAAGCUCAGGUCGAGAAGGUCUUGGCUUCUGCACCAUACUUGCCACCAAUGGGCACCACUGCUCAUUUCAAGAUUGGUGCCCUCAACAAGCAUUUCUCCCAGGAGGAGUUGCUUGACAAUUUGCAUGCCAUUUUGAAAGAAUUCGACCAGGACGAUUUGGUCACGGUAGGAAUCAAGACCGACGGGUCCCCUGUGUUGCCACUUUUCUACACUGACAAGAUUUAUAACGACGAUGAUAUCCUCCAGAAGGAUGCCGAGGAGGCUGAAACUGAGGUUAGCGAGGACGCCUAUGCUAAGGCCUUGUUCGAGUUGGCCGACGAAGAGACCGUCAACACUGCUCUUAAGCCCCUUCGAAGAGAUUCCACGGUGAAAAUUGGCAGAAGCAAUGAGUACAAGUCUCUGGAAGACUGUCUCCACAUUGGCGACUUGAAGGUACCCAAGAAGUACUUGACCAUCCAAACUGGGCCUCUGGAGCUCCAUGAUACAGAUAAAACGCCCCUUCACAUAACUUUUGAAUCCAUUUGCACGACAUUGGUCAAUGGAAAAGUGCAUAGACUUCCUAGUAAGGAAGCUGAUCCGGUCACUGAGAGGUUUGAAGAUGAUGACCUUUUGUUGAAGGUUAAUGCCAACAAAUCUGAUCGUAUACAACUUCGGCUACGAUGGGUUGACGUGAAGAUAUUGGCCUUUUCAAAGAAGAUGUCAUAUGAUGAUGAAGUCAUGGAAUCACCAUUACCUACUCUAGUUAAUGAGCUCUAUGAGAAGGGCAUAGAUAUACGAAGUACACUGGACCCGUUGGUUGCGACGCAUUACUUAACACUUGUUGAUAUGAAUGACUAUAACAUGAAGAUCGCUCUUCUGAGAGCCAUACCUGUUGUUUCUUAUGCAUGGACAGACGCCAUCAAGGAUGAACCUAGUGAGGUUGACCAUUGGCUCUUGAACUUGGAUGAAAAGUACUUGUAUCCUAAGUCUGAGAAUAAUUUCGUGUUUCCCAAUUCAAAGAGGUCGAUUUUGCUAACAGGUUUUAAUGUGUUUGUCUGUUACGGUACCCUUAUUAAGCAUACAAGAAGACUCCAGGACUGGCUCAAAUGCUUGGGUUGCACGCCUACAAUGGUUGAAGUAGGUGAUGAACUGGAAGUUGAAAAUCAAAUUGGUCAGUCUGAUAAUCCGUAUGUGUUUGUUCAGGACGAAGACAAUAAGGUUGACUUCCUACGGGAUCGGUCAAACACCACAGAAGUGCUUUGGAAAGCUUUGGUUGAAGUUGACACUUCUAACCUCCAAGUUUUCACCCCUCGAGUGAAGCGUGAAUCUCAGUUUAAUGAUCUUCGCUUGACACAGCGCAAAAAGAGGAGAAAGCUUGAAAAGGUUGGUGACACGGAUUUCUUCCUGUUCAGUCAGGUUCUGUCAACUCCCGUUCCAGAGCCAGUCGAAAAUGCUCCAGAGCCAGUUGAAGAUGUCCCUGAUGUCGUGGAAGAGACUCCAAGGCCAGCUAGUCCAAGUUUGGAAGUACAAGCGACCGAACCCCCUGUCGUGGAUGAAGAGAGAAAAGAAGCAUCAAGAACUCAACUGCCUUCGCUGCCCCAGCCGCCAGCCGAGGUUGAAUCUACAACACAAAGCAUUGAAUUUAAGGAAGAUACCACGAAGAGGCCACCCGAGGAUGUUGAUGAAUCCGAAGCAAAGCGUCCCAAACCAGAGCCUCCUCGGGAGCGCCGUAAAAUUAUACCCCAAGUCUCCUUGGCUGACGCUGUUCUUUCUACAAAGAAGAAUGCAGAUGAUGCAGUCAAGAAAGAACUUGGGCUUGAUGAGACAGCUGAUGGAGUGAGUGACAAACUUGACAACCUCGUCAUUGUAGAAGAGGUUGAUUUGAUGGUCAGAAGAAAGGCAACGACCACGGAAAUCACGUCAGACUACAGAGGGAGAAAGAAUUUUAAGAAGUUUAAAAAAGCUGGAAGCGUUCCUAAAAACGUUACUAGAACUUUCAUUCAAUUGGAAGACCAUGAUAAUAGCAUUCACUUUGAAGAGUUGGACCCACCGCCGAAGAAUGAAGUUAAUCAACGCCUUAAAGGUGACUUCGAUAGAGAAAUGAGUGGGGUCAAGGGAUUCCAGCCACAAGAAUCCCAGUUAUUUGUCCGAGAAGAUUCUGAGAAUGAAGAAGCUGAUGAUAAUUCAUUUUCCUUCCUGACAAGAUCAAAAGCUUCAAAGCCCACCACCGCUUAUCUUGAUGGUGAUAGUGAUGACGAUGAGGUCACUUUUGCAUUCUCUAGAAAAUAA